CCAUCCCGCCGGCGGCGGCAACAGCAAGGAGGUAGGGAGCGCGGUGGUCGCUGCCUAUGGAGGCGGCAGCCGGCGCUGAGGCGGAGCCGCUGUUGCCCCCGCGGAGCUGGCGAGCGAGGCGGGUUUUCUGGCGGGCCGGUGCCCGCUCCGCUGCUGAGGACGGUGCUGGAGCUGAUAAUGACCUUUAUAUAAACCAAGCCAUAGUAUUUAUUGAAGAUGCAAUACAGUAUCGAUCUAUAAAUCACCGUGUGGACUCCAAAUCCCUGUGGCUUUAUCGAUGGUACUAUUCAAGAACCUGCCAGUGGAUUUUGAGCUUAACCAUUACUAUAAUUCUGGCUUUGGCUUUCAUUGAAAAGCCUUCUUCGCUUACUGUCACGUCAGAUGUACGAUACCGCCUUCCUGCAUGGAAUCCUCCUUGUGGCCUAACAGAAAGCAUUGAGCUGCUUUGCUUUCUCGUGUUCAUGGUUGAUGUAUCCGUGAAGAGUUACUUAGUUGGAUGGGAAGAGUUUUGGAAAAAUAGAUGGCUAAUGGCUUAUAUACUGACGUUGAUUGUUUCCCUUACUGAUUGGAUUGUAUCGCUGAGUUUCCUCUGCACGGAGGAUGUGAGAAUAAGAAGAAUUCUUCGUCCUUUCUUUCUCCUUCAGAACUCUUCUAUGAUGAAGAAAACAUUAAAAAGCAUCAACAGCACAUUGCCUGAAAUGGCAAGUGUUGUUCUACUAUUAGCUGUUCAUCUGUCUCUUUUUACCAUGUUUGCCAUGCUGCUGUUUGCUCGAACAAAGCUUUUUGCUAAGUUUAGUUUCUUCUGUGUUUUCUUAUCUUCCAAUACUGGUAUCCCUGGCCAUGCCUUGGAUGGCCAGCAGGAUAAGGAGUGGAUGGUGUAUUUCCGGAAUUUGCCAGAUUCGCUGACGUCACUGCUGGUCCUGCUAACUACUGCAAACAAUCCUGAUGUGAUGAUUCCUGCAUAUUCUAAGAAUCGAGCGUAUUCAAUCUUCUUCAUACUCUUCACUGUAUUAGGCAACUUGUUUCUGAUGAACUUGCUUACAGCAAUAAUAUACAACCAGUUUCGAGGAUACCUUCUGAAAUCGGUUCAGUCCUCCCUCUUCAGGAGACGAUUGGGAAUCCGGGCUGCGUUUGAAGUGCUUUCUUCACUGAAAGAAGCUCCUGCUAAUGCACAGCAGUCGUAUGUCAAUGUUGGGGCCUUACAACAAGUGCUACAGAAAGUUGAAAUGGAUUCUCGCUGCAAGCAAGCCAUAAUGAGGUCACUCAAAGUGUGCUCCUGUGACCAGCUGUCAGCCGCCCAGUUUCAGAAGCUCUUUGAAGAACUAGACAAAGAUGCCAUUAGACAACAUCCUCCCAGCCCAGACUACCAAUCCCGUUUUAUGCAGAAAAUGCAGUUUGCCUUUGGCCAUCCCUACUUUGGCUAUUUGGGGAAUGUUGUAGCCCUUGCAAACAUUGUUUCUAUCUGUGUGGUUUUGGUGAUGGAUGCAGAUAAGCAGCCUUCUGAAAGAGAUGACUUCUUUCUGGGGGCUAUCAACUGCUUCUUCAUCCUGUACUAUCUGCUGGAAAUGUUACUGAAAAUCUUAGCAAUGGGCUUGAAAAGAUACUUGUCGUACCCAAGCAAUAGAUUUGAUGGACUUCUGACUGUAAUUUUGCUGGUCUUGGAGAUUGCAACUUUUGCUGUGUACGGAUUUCCUCAUCCUGGCUGGAGACCCGAGUUCAUAGGCUUGUUAUCCUUGUGGGAUAUGGUGCGACUGGUGAACAUGUUAAUUGUGUUCAGGUUCCUGCGGAUUAUUCCUAAUAUGAAGUUCAUGGCUUUAGUUGUUACUACACUGCUGGAUCUGGUGAAAAACUUGAGAGCCUUUGCAGGAAUCCUUGUGGUUGUUUUCUAUGCAUUUGCUAUAACUGGCAUAAUGCUGUUUGAAGGUGCUGUUGUUCCCAUGGGAAAUAUCAGUGCUGUCAAUACAACAUAUGAUAAUGGCACUCUGCAGUGUGGGACCUAUGAACAGCUGGAAUAUUGGCCAAACAACUUUGAUGACUUCGCUGCAGCAGUGGUGACCCUCUGGGAUGUGAUGGUGGUAAACAACUGGCAAGUCUUCUUGGAAGCAUUUUCAAGAUAUUCAAGUCCGUGGGCAAAGAUCUAUUUUGUAGCCUGGUGGUUGAUCUCCUCGGUCAUCUGGGUUAAUCUAUUCGUAGCUUUACUUCUAGAGAACUUUAUUCACAAGUGGGACCGUCGCUGUCAUCGAGAGCCUCUUUCAGAUAUUGAAUACCAAAGGACAGUCGAACUAAUGUUCAGAGAUGUUUUGGAAGAACCUACAGAGGAAGAGUUGAUGGAAAAACUGCACCAGCACCCACACCUGCAGUUAUGUAGGUGACUGGUGGGAAGGACUGAUUUAUUUAGACCUCUGUUUUCUUGAGGUUGUCAGCUGGAAGAGACUGAAUGGAUUUUCUGUGAGGUGCUGUUAGGAGGGAGAAUUGUAGGACAGCGUGUGAGGUUUUGCUUGGCAAUUCUCUGCAGAAAGAGGUUUUUUUAUUUUUGGUUCAUAUCUUUUUUUGAAAAAGAUUUGAAUCCUGCUAGUUUGACUUGAUUUUUAAGUUGCAAUUUUAGAGGAAUAUUGCAGCUGUUAUUUUUAUAAACUGUUGGUAGAGGAAUGUUUUAUUUUCUGAUUUUUUUUUUUAAGAAGGGAAAGUGUGUUUAAAAUGACAGAGCACUUUAAAACAUGAACUUUGUAACCACUCAGCCUGCUACUUUUUUCAGCACAAGAAAAUGGAAUUGUCUUUGCUGGUAGGCAGGUGUGGCAAGGGCUGUGCCCUGCAAUUCAGGAAUGGAUUAGGCAGGACCAGAACAAAAUCCUUAAUCUUUUUGUAGUGAGAGUUGAAACACUAUUUCUAUUGAUAUGUGACACCAGCAUAUUUUACCAAAUUUUCAGGAUUAAUCAUGUCGGAACACAAUCAAUUUCAGCUUAGUAACAGGGGGUGCCUACUUUGCACAUCCUCUCUCUUUCAUUGUUUUUGAUCUAGAAUUCGUUGCUGAUUGCAUCAUGCUGGUAACUUUGAGAGCAGUUAUUACUUUGAAAGGAGCAAUUGCACUCGUGGUUUUCAAUGUGGUAAAAUCGAGCUCUCUUUUAGAGUAAAUAUUUUUGUUUUAGUGAACUUCUUUCUUUUACUUUCUCCCAAGUCCUGUUCUACACUGUAUCAUGUUCCAUGAAAGAGAUGAAGGGAGUGAACUUUGGCCAGAAUGUAGCACCAUGAUCACUGUGGGUCUCUCACUUGAAGGCAGGGGGAGGAAAAAAAUGUUGAAUGGGAUAAUCAAAGUGCUUAGCAGUUCAAAUUUUUGUUUGAGUCUGUGUGGAAUUGAAAGUGCUCAACCAGUAUUGCAAGAUCACAUUCUUUUAGAGCUUAAUGACCACAUGCUGUAUACCACUAACUUUCACCUGGGUAAUACUUUUUGGGUAAAUAAUUUUGUCAACAAAUCUAAAGUGGAGAAUUACCAGUAAGCCAUGUCCACGUGUUUUUCAUUAUUCCUUAGUGUUCCUCUAAAAAAGGUGGUUUUGUUUGAAUCUCUGUCAUAUAACUAGUAUUCACUAUGAAGAAUAGAAUCAAUCCCAGCUACUAUUUUUAUAUGUAAAAAUGAAACUACCCUUUGGGGUGCUGCCUUGUCAUUGAGAUACUUAUCACCAAAAUAGACAUUAUUGUGAUCAUCUCUGCAUCGACAAGGACUUGGGGAAGGUAAUCGACUAUAAAACACUGCUACUAUUUAAGUUUUUUGAUCCUUUUUAGAAAACAAAACAUUUUUGAAAAGUGCCAAGCAGUCAUCCUGUUUACUUUUCCUCUUUUUUUGUCAUCUGUCUUUUCUUUCUUUUCUGCAUAAGGGAAAAGAAAUAUCUGUUGAGCUCAAAAGCAUAUUUCUGCACUGUUGUCUUACUGUUUAGAAGUUGUGUAGCGAUUCUUGUCUAUUUCUUUAUCUUCUGCUUAAUGUUUUUCUUGUGCUGUGGAACAAAAUAUAUGUUGUAGCUUGUGGGUGUGUGUGUAAGAAAUCUGAACUGAACUCUGAGCCACUCCAGCCAUCUUUCCUUGCUUUUGCAAUCUUGCCUCUUAAGUCACGAUCUUGUCUCUGUUCUGGCACUUGUCUCCAUUCUGGAAAAAUACACCCAGUAACUCACUUGCACUGGCUUCAGUGGUAUUACUAUGCUCGUUUUCAGUUAAGCGCUUAGACCACACAUCAUGGCAUAAAGGCAUCAGCCCACAGUUAUUUGAGAUUUGAGUUUAUUUUUUUCAGUAUUGUUUUAUGUUAGGAUGGUUUCUGCUUCUUCAAGCAUGAUGUAAUCACUGCUACCAGUUUAUUGGACCUUAUUAACAGAGGUUCAAUUAUCUAUUUUACCUUUUUACUUGAAAUUUUUUUUCCACUUUUCUGAAUACUUGGAGAAGUAGCUUUGCCUUGCCAAAAAGGAAGUAACUGGUUCUUAUCUGUCUACAAGUUUAAUUUUUUUUUUGUCUCUUAAAGUUGUUUGGCAUUGGUGUUUUUGCCAUUACAUUCCACUACAAUCUACCAAAGCAACACAAAUUGGUGUGGGAUUAUCAUAAAAAUCACAAAUGUCUCCAUUGUGCGGUCUUUGCAUUUGGACAAACGUGAAGAAGGUUUUUGGAAGGGAAUAGUCUUAGUCUUAUUCUUGUUUCACAUUUGUGUAAUUGACUGAAAGUGUAACUAGAACUUAAUACAAAAAUGUGGUACCUAAUGUCACUUGUGCUGGAAGAUGUAAAUGACCAGAAGUCUUAUGCAAUAAUUGUAUAAAUCAGGAAAAUGAAUGUAUGUAACUGGGUAAAUUUUGAGGUUUGCAUUAUUAAAAAACAAUUCCUUCUCCUUCUUAAAAUAUGAAAAAAAUUGGGGUGUUGAAAUAAUUCUUGUGGUUUGUUUUUUCCCUUCCCCCUGCAACUGAUUUCUGUUGUGCUUAGCAUCUAUG
Messenger RNA from Chroicocephalus ridibundus (black-headed gull), 4958 nucleotides. It is a transcript of the gene TPCN2, whose product is annotated as two pore segment channel 2. Gene Ontology annotation, cellular component: lysosomal membrane. The transcript has 26 exons. NCBI's taxonomy places the organism in Eukaryota, Metazoa, Chordata, Aves, Charadriiformes, Laridae. The coding region runs from base 57 to 2372 and encodes 771 amino acids. The record is from RefSeq and is a predicted model, not a curated record. Gene Ontology annotation, molecular function: intracellularly phosphatidylinositol-3,5-bisphosphate-gated monatomic cation channel activity; voltage-gated channel activity; ligand-gated sodium channel activity. Gene Ontology annotation, biological process: endocytosis involved in viral entry into host cell; transmembrane transport; calcium-mediated signaling.